Molecule: messenger RNA, 1660 nt
Organism: Closterium sp. NIES-67
Lineage: Eukaryota; Viridiplantae; Streptophyta; Zygnematophyceae; Desmidiales; Closteriaceae
Source: the annotation of a GenBank genome assembly
AGAGCACAAACUAGGCUAACGCGUCAAACCGUCAACCAGCCGCACUCCGGCAAACGCGCUGAACAACAGCAGAGAACAUAAAAAAACGCCAGGCAUGACCGCAGCUCCUAUUUCGCUUGCAAAAUCGGACUUCUGCUAGCAUCAAUUCCCUCUUUUGCCAGCAACUUAGAGUAGACUUGACCGAAAGUCACGCGGAUAUCGCAUUUCCAUUUUUUUUGGCGGAUAUUGUGCGCAUGUCCAGUAUCGGUGGAUCGCAACUCGCCAUUCGAGAUAAGCCCAAGCUUCCUCUAAGCCUAAGGGAUACUUAGGAUCAGACGCAAAGUCGGCAGCACCUCUCGAGUUAGGGCAUAUCCGCUUCACAUGUUCCUCUAGCUUCCGACGAACUCGCUGGCGUAGGAUUCCCGAGUCGCGCGCUUAAGAAAGCAACCAGAUGGGAAGAUCUACAACGCAACUCUGUAGUACGUCGGAUAAUCCCCACCACCUCGACCUCACACAAUUUGGGAUGGCUCGGGCGUUAUACCAGAGGGCAUAAGAGCGCCACGGGGGAGAGGGUGCGCAACGAGAUUCAGCGCCUCUCGAAUCAGGGCAUAUCCGCGAUGCAUUCGCGGCGCAGAGCGACAGAGAGGGGGGUGCAGAGCGAGAAGGAGGGGAUGCACAGCGAGAAGGAGGGGGAUGCAGGGCGAGAGGGGGGGGGGAUGCAGGGCGAGAGGGGGGGGGGAUGCAGGGCGAGAGGGGGGGAUGCAGAGGAACGACAGCAACGCCCUGAUCAUGCACUCUGGUUUUGCGAGUUACCCGGUGUGCCACUGCCAACCACACUUGCGUACUCGCGACGGCCAUGGAUUCGAUGCAGCAGUGGCCAAUGGCAAGUUGGGUGACGACAAUGAGUUAGGCCGAGAUGGGGCGGACCCAUGGGUGCCGAAGCCACGAAGUGUGCCAGUGCCCAUGCCUCGGCACCCAUCCCGCAGUCCCCAUACCAUCUUCUCGCCACCGAACCUGGCUGCCCUCCCCCCCCCCUCCUCCCCUUUCCCCUCCUGUACUUUCCACUCCGCAAGUCCUUACGCUUCUUCAAUGCUCACCCCUCCCCUCCUCCAGGCCUCCCCAUACCCUUCCUCCUCCUCUUCCCGCCCAUCCUCAGGUUUCCCCACACCCUUCUCCCUCCCUGCCCCUCCCCUCCUGCGGGUGUGGCAGAGUGCGGCAGGGAAGGGGACAUGGAAAGCAGUCGGCAAGGCAAUGCUGCAAUCUAUCAGUAUAAAAAACACUGCGCCUUCUCCCCCCUCAUGUCUCCGCCAGUUCUCACUCCCUAGGCUCCUAUCCAUCGCUUGUCUUUGGUCUCACACUCACCUGCCUCACAUCCCAGCAAUACCAACCUCGAAGUGACGAAGGUCUCAACACCCCCUUCCCUGCUGUGUUGUGUGCGCAUGGCAUGCAGGUGAUGUGUUGUGUUUUUUAUAAUUCUCAACAACGAAAUGCAGCCACGUCGACCAGUGUCAGACCACCUGGAGUCAAACAAAGCUGAUGCCUCCUCCUGGCAGCCCAUGGCACUGGCAUAGGCUGAUGCCAAUGCCAGCUUCAUACUGCACUGCUCCUUUACAUUUGCAGUUCAUGUGUUAGCUAUGUAGAAGUUUUAGGCUAGACUGAGGUAUGCUUCUAAUGAGUACAA